AUGGAUGGGCAGUCUCCUUCCCCCCAACCCCAGCCCAAGGGGAUUGCUGGCUCAGACGGCUCAGCUAUGCCCUACAUCUUGGAGCAUUACAUGAUGAACCCCACCUCAUACGAGAUUCCUCUUCGCAGUCUCUAUGCUCUCAACUGUCAGACACUCCCUCUGACAGCUGGUCCAAAAAAAUUCAAGGAGUCCAGCUUUGCAAACCCUCCCAUGCAGAACUCGACCCUACCCCUCGCUGAUGCUGCGUCCCAGUUCAAGGCACAGCUAAUCUCGCACAUCUCCAAGGGUCCCCACCAAUACAAUCUCCCUGUGGGAUUCACCAUGUCUUUUGUGCGCCGUGUCUUUACUGAAAACUUGGAGCAUGUCGACUUCCCACAGGCAUUAACCGCCUUGGACUAUUUGAAAAACCUCGAGUCUCGUCGCAAGAAGGACAUUCUAGCGGCUUUCGAGAGCUUGGGCGUCGAAUGGAGCAUUUCCCCAUCCAAGACUAUUCGAGUUUUCGAGGUUCACAAACAAGAUUUGAAAGAGAAAUAUCCUGGUGCUGUGCGCUGGAUUGAGUUGAUUGAAGCGAAGGAACGUGAAGCUGUCUCUAUCUACAAGAAGAUGUGCCUAAGCCUACGUCGCUGGAUUCUGAUCAACGAGCUGUGGCUGGAGCCAUUCAACAAAGUCGCCUGCAUGUCUAUGUUGAACACAUUGUUCACUUUUCAAGUGGACGGUGCCAAAGCUCCUAAACCAGAGUGGGACUAUGAGGACAAGGUUGAGACUGCACGCCAGCGCCAGUACUUCUUUGAAUAUAUUAGAAAUCUUGAACGAAAUGGCAAAGUAGCUCUCGAAAGUCUUUUGAAGUCAGGAGCUCGUCCUGGCGAUGAGACUGCAUGGCCUAUGGUGCGCGGAUUUUUGGAGAAAUACCUCAACCUGGCUAAUGACACGAUUAAUGAAUGUACUCGAGUCAGAGAUCGCGACUACCUCGAGGCUGAAAUACGCAGCAAGACUCACAAGCGCAGUGCCGACUCUGGAGUUAGUUUCACCUCUGCAAUGAACGAGUCCUUCUCUUCUGAAGACAGCCGUGCUGCAACACCAUCCGAGAAGUCCCGUUCUCCGACCCCGGACAGCAAGCCAAGCAAAUCCACUCUCGAAAGGAUCAGCCAUCAGCUUCGCAAGAUCCGUUCUCGCCCAGAUAUCAAGGAAACAGCAAAGACCAAGCCGAUGUUGUCUAAGAAGAAAUCCCUAACCGCUCUGGUCAGCGGACGAUCAACCAGCAGUUCUAGCAGCGAGACCUAUUUUAACGUGGAUGAGAUGAAGCGCCAGAAGAUGAUUUGGGAAGCCAAGGAGAGAAAGAAAGCUCAAGCUGAAGCUGCUCGAGCUACUGAGGACGUGGGCUAUGCGGUGUGA
Talaromyces marneffei is the source of this 1392-nucleotide messenger RNA. RefSeq lists its product as uncharacterized. The record is from RefSeq and is a predicted model, not a curated record. Bases 1 to 1392 code for a protein of 463 amino acids. The transcript is spliced from 2 exons. Lineage: Eukaryota; Fungi; Ascomycota; Eurotiomycetes; Eurotiales; Trichocomaceae.